This is a messenger RNA of Cutaneotrichosporon cavernicola, 2073 nucleotides long. RefSeq lists its product as uncharacterized. Bases 1 to 2073 code for a protein of 690 amino acids. NCBI's taxonomy places the organism in Eukaryota, Fungi, Basidiomycota, Tremellomycetes, Trichosporonales, Trichosporonaceae. The transcript has 4 exons. Gene Ontology annotation, molecular function: hydrolase activity. The record is from RefSeq and is a predicted model, not a curated record.
AUGGGCAAGCCGACAAGCUCAGCAUCGCUUGGCCCAUCCCAACAAGCCCACCCAUUCUCGCUCUCUCGCUCUCUCGUUCUCUCAUCGGAUUCCAAACCGCUGUCCAUCAAGUACCGCUCGCUCCUCAUCACUCGACUCGCAUUCAUCAAGCCGUAUGUGAUGAAACUUCUUGCGCUGUUCGCACUAGGGUCUCCCGUGGUCGGGCAGACUGUGACCUCGACUGCCCUGGCUACGCCUGUCUCCCCAUCACCCUCAUCCGCAGCGCUAGCGACCUCGUCGAUAUUGCUCAACGGCGACCAGGCCCCAGGAAGUGCUGACACGCCACCCGCAACCUCUGUCCCAGUCUCCGUCAACAUUCAGCAAGACGGCAAGAACGUCACUAUUACUGGGACGCAGGAGUUGGGACUCGACAAGUUCUUCGGCAUACCGUAUGCCAACCCACCAACCGGGCAGUUUCGCUUCGCUCGUCCCCAGGCGAAACGGUACAACGGCAGUGUCCUGGCUCAGUCGCCAGGUCCGGCGUGCCUGCAGCCAGACGAGUUUGGGAGCGCGGGCUCCUAUGGCCUGACAAUGGACGAGGACUGCCUAAAUCUCAACAUCAUUGCGCCUGCCGGUAACCGAUCGUCUCUCCCGGUGAUGGUCUGGAUUCAUGGUGGUGCGUUCUACCUCGGCACAGGCGCGGCCACUCUUUCCUCAUCGUUUGUCGAAUAUGGAGCGCGCACCGCCCGUCCUUUUGUUUACGUUACAAUCAACUACCGGCUGGGUGUGUUUGGGUUCGGGCACGGCAACGUGGGCUUGUGGGACCAGCGACUGGCGUUGGAGUGGAUCAAGCGCCACAUCAAGGCGUUUGGUGGAGAUCUAAAGAAAGUCACAGCCUUUGGGCAGGGCGCGGGGGCAGCGUCGAUCGGCUUCCACCUGCUCAACAAGAGUCAGGACCUGUUCCGCGGAGCAAUCAUGCAGUCCGGGGCGCCAGGAGUGGCAGCCGUGCGCCCACCUGACGUGAUGGCCCGGACUGUGCAAACGCUAGCCAGUCUGGCAGGUUGCAACGGAACGGCCGGCGUUGGAGGAGCUGGUAACGCGUCGCUGGCCACACGAUCGGGGGAAGCGAACCGGGAAGGCAAGACAACGCUCCAGUGCCUCCGCAACCUCUCUGCACAGGCUCUGCUUGAAGCCGCCGCGCGCCUGAAGAAACUCCCAGAGUAUGCCAAGCAGGUCGAGUGGGCGCCGACGCGUGAUGGUGAGCUCGUGCCUGCGUCGCCGUUGUCUCUUCUUCAAGAUUGCAAGAUGUCCAAGAUCCCGUUCAUCUGCGGAACGAUGCGGGAUGAGGGCACUUUUAUGCUCGUCGACGCAAUGAAGCAGGUGACCAGCGGUGAUACUUGUGCGACCGGGAGUUGUCUCCCCAACUCGACAGGUUCGGGGUCUAUGAACUCGACGAACCCGGCUCCUGACAUCUCGCUCAUGUCGGCAUCCGACUACCUCGCCGCAUCCUGGGCUCUGUCGUCCAACUCGCAGCAAAGGAUCCUGCAGGCGUACCCGGACGACCAGGUGCUUGGCGCUCCCUUCGGCAGCGGGAAUAAGACCUUUGGCCUCCCAACCCAGUACAAGCAAGUGGCAGCGAUUCUCACGGACGGGCAGUGGACCAGCCGCAGCCGUGCAAUGCUCAGCGCAAACCGAAAGGCAUGGGGUUACGUGUUUGCGGCAGGGCCUCGUGAGAGUGCGAUCCACCCCGCGUAUCUGGGGUAUACGCAUGGGGACGACGUGGCGUACAUCAUGGGUGGGGUGACUACGACGACGCAUGGGCCGGGGGAUCUUGACUUGGCGCAGAAGGUGUUGAACUACUGGAUCAACUUUGCGUAUUACCUGAACCCGAAUGGCCAAGACAAGAAGGGCCAGGGCAACGCGGCGCUGUCGACGUUCUGGGAGGCGUAUGGCAACGGCGACGGCGGUGGCGACGGCGAUGGACGGAUCAUGAGGAUGAGCGCGAACGGGACGUGGAUGGUUUCGGACGACGCGCGGAAGAACCAGGUGCAAGUGUUCUUCUGCCCCAAGGUUGCGAGGGCGAUGUACUGGUAG